ACGGUACACCGCCUAUCAUGGAAACAAAAUAUUUUCUAAAGAAAUCGGACGAUUAUUUUGGAAUAACAGUAGGAAAUAUGAAGUAUAGGAAAAAUGGCCAACAGUAAAGUGACACAUUCUCCUCAGAGCCAAAGUUCAAGUGCUACUGGCAGUCAAAUGGGCUCAGGAAGGACAACUACAAAACUGAAGAGGAAGUGGGAGGUGUAUCCGGGGAGGAACAAGUUCUACUGUAACGGUCAUUGUAUUAGUUCACCAGAUUAUGGCGGCUACCUGUGCUGCCUGGUUCUAAUUGUCGUUACAGGUGGAUUAUUUUUUGCCUUUGACUGUCCAUAUCUUGCUGUAAAGGUGAACCCGGUGAUUCCUGUGAUAGGUGGGCUACUCUUUAUCUUCAUCUUGGGUACAUUGCACCAGACAACAUUUAUUGACCCAGGGAUCAUUCCGAGAGCUACGCUACCAGAAGCUCUAGAAGUGGAUAGACUUCACCAACUCGAAAACCAGACACAAGAGAACCAAAAUAACGGGUAUCAGGCCCCCCGUUUCAAAGAAGUGGAGAUCAAGGGCAGAACAUUUAAGUUAUCAUAUUGCACUACAUGUCAGAUGUUCAGACCGCCGAGGGCAUCUCAUUGUAGUCGAUGUAACAAUUGUGUCGACAGGUUUGAUCACCAUUGCCCGAUGGUCGGAAAUUGUAUCGGGAAGAGAAAUUACAGAUAUUUCUAUCUGUUUGUUACGUCUACGUCUAUUAUGUGUUGUUUCGUGCUCGGAUGUAAUAUAGCUGUGAUCGUAUUACGUGCAAUGGAAACAGAAGUGGGUGAGGCGUUUAAAAAAUCAAUCGCAAGCUUGAUAGAGGGUAUUAUAUGUUUAGGGUCUCUCGCAUCCGUCGGAGGGCUCGCUUGUUACCAUUCAAUGCUGGUUUGUCGAGAACAAACAACGAACGAGGAUAUAAAGGGCACGUACAAUGAGAAAAAAUUUAAAAACAGUACAAAUCCAUACAGCCACGGUAACUGCUUUUUGAAUUGCUUCUACGUAUUGUGUUCUCCCCGAACACCAAGUUUGAUUGACAGGCGUGGAUUGGUUGAUCCAACCGAGGACGAAAAUCAGGGUACAAGCACAAAUAACAUUCGACCAACUAUACAAGUUUAACAAAAUAAGUAAUAAAGGAGUUACAUGAUUAAUGUACUAACAGCGUGCCUUUCUUUAGUUUUGUAUAUUUGUAGACAGUGGGGUCUUUGAUAAUGCAUCAAAGAUAAUAUAAUUAGUCAUGGCUUUUGCUGCAUUUGCUCAAAAAAUAUAGUUUAUUAAAUGAAUUUGAUAUAAGGUCGAAGACCACCAAUUCAAAUGGAAUAAAUGGCCCUAAUUCGGAAUGAAGUAAAGUAGGCUGAGAAUAAGGCAAGGCUUUGUCUGUCCUAAAUGGUCAGUGAGGUAAACUCAUUUUAAAAAAUACAGGGGAUUGCUGGACACCGAAAUCGGUUUUUCGAAUCUUUAAACAGAAGUGAUAAAAAUGAAAACAAUACAAAAUGUAAAUGUUUAGAUGAUCCUAUUUCUUAGGCAGUGAUGUUGAGUUAUUUCAAAACCGUAUUCUUAGGCAGUGAUGUCAAGUUAUUUCAAAAUUCUAUUCCAUAGGCAGUGAUGUUGAGUUUUUUUCAAAACCCUAUUCCUUAGGCAGUGAUGUUAAGUUGUUUCAAAAUCCUAUUCCUUAGGCAGUAAUGCUGAGUUAUUUCAAAACCCUAUUCCUUGGGCAGUGAUGUUGAGUUAUUUCAAAAUCCUAUUCCUUAGGCAGUGAUGUUUAGUUAUUUCAAAAUCCUAUUCCUAAGGCAGUGAUGUUAUUUCAAAAUCCUAUUCCCUAGGCAGUGAUGUUGAGUUAUUUCAAAACCCUAUUCCUUAGGCAUUGAUGUUAAGUUAUUUCAAAAUCCUAUUCUAUAGGCAGUAAUGUUGAGUUAUUUCAAAACCCUAUUCCUUAAGCAGUGAUGUUGUUUCAAAAUUCUAUUCCUUAGGCAGUGAUGUUAAGUUAUUUCAAAAUCCUAUUCCCUAUGCAGUGAUGUUAUUUCAAAACCCUAUUCCUUAGGCAGUGAUGUUAAGUUAUUUCAAAAUCUUAUUCUGUAGGCAGUGAUGUUAUUUCAAAAUCCUAUUCCAUAGGCAGUGAUGUUAUUUCAAAAUUCUAUCCCUUAAGCAGUGAUGUUAAGUUUCUUCAAAAUUCUGUUCCUUAGGCAGUGAUGUUAAGUUAUUUCAAAAUCCUAUUCUGUCGGCAGUUAUGUGAAGAUAUCAUACCCCCUCUUUCGAAGAAAAGUGCAUAUGUUGUUUUGCUCAGUGUUUGUAUGACCCUUAGAAGAUUGUUUCAUUUCCACUAAAUAACUAUAAAAGGUGCUGACUCACAAUGGUAAAAAAUCAAUGGAUGAUGAAAGGUUAAGGUCACAGUGAACUCGAGAAUGAAAACGGUUUCUACUGACUAACUAAAGAAUGCUUUAACCUACACUCAUCAGAGGAUGAUUGUUGUGCCUUCAAAAAAUAAUGGAUUGGCUCCAAAGUGGCUCUAAAAUUUUGAAAGUGGCUAAACUGGUGGCUCCAACUUUUAAAAUCCCAGCGGGCGCCCUGGUCAUGAAUGUACCAGUGCUUAAGGGGCCAGUUCAUGUAAGGUCAAGGUCACAGUGACUUGCAGUUCUCAGACUUCAUAGUAUCAUUGCCACUGGACAUUGCAGUUUUGAUACAUAAAUGCUACUCAAAUUUUUUAACUGGUGUUGAUAUUUCAUCAGUGUCAUCCUAAGUAGACACGUUUAAAGAUAUUAAAUAUUUCCAUUAACAAGACUUCUCUUAUGUGCAAAAUUUGAUGUUACAUUUUGACAAAACUAACAUUUGAUGUGCAUUGGUAGAAAUUGCAUUUAAUGCUUUUCUCCCAUCUUGCCAGCAAUGUAUACAGGGAUUUACAACAUUCAGAUCAAAAGUUUUUUGGUUUUUUUUGUUUUGUUUUUUUUUUCAAAAAUAAGACACUCAGCUUUUUUGGGGGAAAAAUGUGAUAAGAUAUACACAUGUACAUGUUUCAGUCUUAGAAAUCUUAUCUUUUUUACAGGCUGAAUAUCAUUCAUAAUGUUUUGAAAACUAGAUUUAAAUCAGAUUGGAAUUCUUAACGCAGAACUACCCAGAUUUUGAGACAUUAAAUUAAUUGUGCUCAUUGAAAAACAACUUACUGUGAAAUCUGAUUUUGUAUUUGCUCAUCUAGCCCAAGUCCCAAUCUAAAUUUCUGUUUUUUUUUCUCCCCGUUUACUAUGAUAGAAUGUCAGCAACUUCCCCCAUAGUUCUGAUUAUGUUUGUUUGGAGAAAAAAAGGGGUAUAAUUAUACAAAGUUUGGAAUGCCUCAGAAUCUUCUGAAGAAAAAUGGUAUACAAUAUUUGAAAAUCCUAAGGAGUUAUCUCCUCUGAACAAAACAUAAGGCCUGAAUACAGACUAAUGCUUACCAUACUUGCCUUUAGAAUAGAUGCAUUGUUCUUUGAUAUACAAAUUUACAAGAAGUUUAAACUUCUGUGAGAAAGCUCCAUUUGCUGCUGUCGUGUAGUUAGUUUUUUUUUUACUUUGUGGUAUGUUAAUCAGAAGCCAAUUUUUUACAUGACAUAAACAUUGUUUAACCCUAGUUCUCAUACUUAUCACUGUUACUGGGUAAGUAUGAUUCAAGCACGAUUUUAUAAACUGUAGUUGAAAUACAUGUAUAUGAUGUCAUAUAUCAUGAUUUAGUAGUCCCACGCCUUCACUGUGACAGCUGCCGCAGCCUGUUUUGUUCCGAAGAUUUAUUACUGUUGAUGUACAUUGUGUGUUUUGGAUUCCUGUUUGCAAAUAUCAGUGAAAAUAAAACCACUGCAGUUUUUUCCCUAGCUUACAGAAAUUUUUCGUAAAUUUUAAAACUGCUGCACAUCAUCUUAUUUUGAAAAUAAACGUCAUAGAAUCAUAAUUAUGUCAAAAUACUGCUGUAAAUUUUGAUUUUAUAUAAAAGUUCUAAAUUUUCUUGCAGAAAAGUUUUAUAUUAUGUAUAUAAUGCAAUGUAGUUAGGUUAUAAAGUGUUUACUAUUUUGAUGUAUAUGUUGCUCUUAACAGACGUAUGUUGUAUUUUGAAUACUAAAUUAUCUCCCACCACAUAGUGGUGUGAGAGACAUUGAUUUACUCCAGUCUGUCUGUGUUUCUAUCACAAAGCUUGUCCGCACUCUUAAGUCUAAUAUUUCUCAUCAGAUCUUCACCAAACUUGAACAAAAUGUGUUUGACCAUAAGACCUCAGCCAAGUUCGAUAACUAGCCAAAUCAGCAAAGACACUUCGGAAUUAUGGCCCUUGACAAUAAUUAAUGAAUCACCUAGACACUUAAAAAUGCUGAAGUAUUCAUUCUCAAACAUGGACCAAAAACCAUUCAUCUUGUCUGCACUCUAAGUUGAACAUUUCUUAUCCGAUCUUCACCAAACUUGAACAAAAUGUGUUUGCCAGUAAGACCUUGGCCAAGUUCGAUAACUAGCCAAAUUGGCUUAGGGUCUUCAGAAUUAUGGCCCUUGACAAUAAUGAAUCACCUAGACUCAUAAAAAUCCUGAAGUAUUCAUUCUCAAACAUGCACUAAAAACUAUUCAUCUUGUUCGCACUCUAAGUCAAACAUUUCUCAUGCGAUCUUCACCAAACUUGAACAAAAUGUGUUUGACCAUAAGUUCUCGACCAAGAUCGAUAACUAGCCAAAUCGACUCAGGUACUUAGGAAUUAUAGCCCUUGAAUUACCAAAAAUCAGUCAUUUACACUUGUCUGCACUCUUAAGUUGAAUAUUUCUCAUCUGAUCUUCACCAAACUUGAACAAAAUGUGUGUGACCAUAAGUCCUCUCUCAGGUUCGAUAACUAGCAAAAUUGGCGUAUGCACUUCAGAAUUAUGGCCCUUGAACUACUGAAAAUCAGCCAUUUUACUCUUCAAAGGUAUAUUUGUUGUGACUAAACAGUACAAAAGGACUGACUUAGUGUUUAGAUGAUUAGGCAGUUGUGGGAGAAAUGCGCUUUUCUCAAAAGCAGCUCUAGUUGUAGCUAUUUGUUAGUCUGCAAUGUUUUGUAAUAUGCCAACAUUAAUCAAAUAUUAAUUCUGUUGCGUGUACGGGUAUUUAGGGCUUGUUGAAUAUUCCAGCCAAGGUAGAUAGAUAUUGGUGUAAGUAACAGUAUAUAACCUAUGUUCUAAACCUGUAUGCACUUUAAUCCCAUCAUCUGUAUAUUAGGAAAUCGCCUGGAGUUUUAAGUUUUUGUUUCAUUUAAGUUUUUUUUCUUCUUAAAAAUGGAUGUUUUCCAUAACUUUCCUUAACAGCUCGCAUCAUAUUAUUGCUAGCACUUUUUCCAGAUAUAUUUAUGUUACAUGUUAUUAAGUUAUUUAACAUUGUUUUGUAUUUUGUAUUUUUCUUGGUAUUAAGAGAGAGAGAAAAUAAGACAGGUAGGACUUGCAGAUCUAGAUAAUCAAAAUGAAAUAAUUAAAACAUAUGUAAGAACAGUGCAUAAAGCAUUUAUUAUGCCCCCCUUUCGAAGAAGGAGGGGUAUAUUGUUUUGUAGAUGUCUGUCGGUCGGUAUGUAGACCAAUCCGUGUCUGGAUGAUAACUCAAGAACGCUUGGGCCUAGGAUCGUGAAAGUUGAUAGGUUGGUUAGUCAUAACCAGCAGAUGACCCCUAUUGAUUUUGAGAUAAUUAGGUCAAAGGUCAAGGUCACAGUGACCCAGAACAAUUAAACGAUUUCCGGAUGAUCACUCAAGAAUGCUUGGGCCUAGGAUCAUGAAUUCUAAGUUGAUAGGGAGGUUGGUCAUUUGGUCAUAACCAGCAGAUGACCUCUAUUGAUUUCGAGAUCAGUAGGUCAAGGUCACAGUGACCCAGAACUGUUAAAUGGUUUCUGGAUGAUAACUCAAGACUGCUUGGGCCUAGGAUCAUGAAAGUUUAUAGGGAGGUUUGACAUGACCAGCAGAUGACCCCUAUUGAUUUUGAUGUCAGUAGGUCAAAUGUCAAUGUCACAGCGGCCUGGAACAGUUAUACAGUUUUCGCAUGAUAACUCAAGAACAUUUUAGGCUUAGGAUCAUGAAAGUUGAAGGGGGGUUGGAUAUAACAAGCAAAUGCCCCCCAAUUGAUUUUGAGAUCAGUAGGUCAAAGGUUUAGGUCACAGUGGCCAGGAACAGUUAAAUAGUUUCAGGAUGAUAACUCAAAAAUGCUAGGGACUAAGAACAUAAAAGUUGACAGGGAAGUUAAUCAUGACCAGCAGAUGACCCCUAUUGAUUUUGAGGUCAGUAUGUCAAAGGUCAAUGUCAAAGUGACCGGAAACAGUCAAAUGGUUUCCAGAUGAUAACUCGUGAACGCUUAGGGCUAGGAUCAUGAAAGUUGGUAGGGAGGAUGGUCAUGACCAGCAGAUGACCCCUAUUGAUUUUGAGGUCAGUAGGAUAAAGGUCAAGGUCACAUUGACCUGGAACAGUUAAACCAUUUCCCAACGCUUGCUAGAGAACCCUUUGGCCUAGGAUCACCAAACUUAAUAGGAAGGUUGAUUAUGACCAACAUAUGACCCCUAUUGAUUUUGAGGUCAGUAGGUCGAAGGUCAAGGUCACAUUUACCCAGAGCAGUUGGACUCUUUUGUACACAGUGACCAAAUAAUUUCUUUUCCUUGUGCAGUACCUAAAUGCAUCAAGGAGGGCAUUUCUACGAGCUCUUGUUGGUAUUGAAUUUCUUGGAUAUUUUUAUCAGUUGACAUAGAUUUUCUUUAAGUUAACAAAAAAAUAAAUCUUUAUCAUGGAAUAUUAUACAAUCACAUGCAUGCAAAUCGCUGAUUUAAAGAAAAAAAAUAUAGAAUAAUAAUAGAUGUGUUAUUCUGAGGCAAAAAAAUGGGCAUUUUCUUAAGUUGUUAUUGUAAGACCUGCUGAUGCAUGUCACUUACAUUCUUUUUUUCCAUAGUUUAUAGUUGUUACAGUAAAAUUGUCUCAUAUAAGGGAUCAGGGCCAUAGUUUAUAGUUAUAACUGUUACAGUUAUAUAUAAAUUGUCUCAUAUAAGAGUUCAGGGAGUAAGGACAUGUCCCUUAGCUGAAGCCAAAAAUACAACUUUGUGAGUUUCAAGGCUUAAAGUUGGUCAGUCAGAAUUAAGUCAUGUGACGUAUCUGGAUGAUGCUUUUAUGAUGGAUUGUUUUUAUAAGAUGGAAUGUAGCCAACAUGUCUAUGCACUACACUUUUUCCUAAACAUUUUAUAACAUGUAAUUUUCUUUUUUAACGCUGAUUAAAUCAGAAUUUUUCAGUCCUUUUUCAAUGUCAUGUUUAGCUGUCAUAUCAUAAUCUGAUGCCAAACAGUCUGAUAUCAUAUUACGUAGUUUGUCUUGUAGAAAUUGAUACGAACAUUUCAUGAAUUUAAUAUAUACAUUUUUGUUAGUUUUAUAGAAAAAAUCACUCAUGUGUGUUAGAGUUUCAUGGCUUCAGUUACAUCAACCAUUUGCUUAGUAAGUUGUCAGUAUGUCGAUUUCAGUUCUUGUCAUUACAGAAUGUUGUCUAUGAAUUAAGAAAUAAUGUAUAGAAAAACCGUGUUUUAAUCAUAUUAAUACACAGAAAAAGGUUAGACUGCAUACCCCCGAAAGAAAGUGUCUUUUUUAUUUUCAGUUAUAUUUUGUAUAUGAUAUUACAAAACGUUUUUCGCAUUUGACAUUUUGUUGUUGUAUACUCUUAAAAGCAUACGUUUUUAUUGAAGAAAUUAUGUAUAGAAAACCAUGUUUUAACGUCAUUAAUACAUGGAAAGAGGUUAUAUGUCCGCGGAAUAAUUUCACAAGGGCGUAGCCCGAGUGAAUUAUUAUGGCGACAUAUAACCGAUUGUGCAUGUAUUGAUUUAGGUAAAACUCAAUGUUGCUAAACAUUAUUUUGAUUCUAAUAUGCCCUUACAUGGAAAGAGGUUAUACUUUUGCAGAAUAAUUUCACGAGGGAGUUGGUCAAGUGAAUUAUUCUGGCGAUGUUUAACCAAUUUUGAGUGUAUUGAUUUAUGUAAAAUACUCUUUUGCUAUACAUUAUUUCAAACAAAUUUAGCUUUGGUACUUAGUUUUCAACGAUUUUGAAAAAAUUCUGCUUGCGAAACAUCUGGAUUGGGCAAUUUGCAAUCCUUUAAAACCUGUGAAUAUAUUGACAUAUACAGUAAUUUCAUCAAUCCUUUAAAGAACAGCUGGCUUAAGUUUCGAUUUCAUUUUCAACGAGGUGUUGGCAAGCUGCUUUCAUUGCACUUAAUAUUUAUUAUAAAAUUAUUGACUAGUUCUUUUUUCUUCAGAUUUUGUUGAAAAUUAACUUGGGACAACAAAAUACCUGUAUUGUUUAUAUUGACUGGCCAGGUUACAGUUACAGAGAAGGAUAUAGAGUAGUACCGUUAAAUAUUUACUGUGAAACUUGAAAUGUCAGCAACGGCAAUAUUUCGCUAUUAUUCUUCUGAUAGAUAAACAUGUGCUUUUAUGUGCAUUAGUGAAUAUUAAGAUUAAGAGGUAUCAGCUGAGCAAAAGUGGUGUAAUUGUUUGAAAGGCAGUUAUUUGUUAAGAAAAUAUAGGAGUUUCUUUUGAUAUAACCACUGUAUAUUUUAUAUAGUGAAUGCAACUAUAUAAUUUUUUGGUGUUAAUAUCCCUAUUAUUACCGGGUACCUGUGUAACUGAUUUCCUAUAAAAAAAAAAAAGCAAAUUUAACAGCCCCAUAUUCAUCAUUGGUACUGUAUUUAACACUGAAUGAUAAUUGAAUUCUUUCUUGUGCGGUUGAGAAAGGUUCAUGUUUCUACCCAUGUGCUGCUCCAAGGGAGAGAACCUAGCAAAACUGGAAAUUUUGCUAUUGCCUAAACUGUGUCAAUGUGAUUUAAAAUCUUGUUCAAACUUUCCCAUGUCACGAGUGUGUUUCAUUGAUCACCAAACGUUUAUAAUCUAUAGUGUUACUAUUAGCUGUAAUGAAUAAUUUAUAUUUUUCUAUUCAUGUAUAUCUGAUUGAAAUAUUUAUUAAAGGAGUUCUUAUUUGA
Molecule: messenger RNA, 8977 nt
Organism: Mercenaria mercenaria
Lineage: Eukaryota; Metazoa; Mollusca; Bivalvia; Venerida; Veneridae
Product: palmitoyltransferase ZDHHC14-like
Exons: 4
Coding region: 94-1140 (348 amino acids)
Biological process (GO): peptidyl-L-cysteine S-palmitoylation; protein targeting to membrane
Cellular component (GO): endoplasmic reticulum; Golgi apparatus
Molecular function (GO): protein-cysteine S-palmitoyltransferase activity
Source: RefSeq, a predicted model, not a curated record